AUGAUAUCCGCAGAAAGUCUGAAGAAAAUCUCUCUUAGAUCUUUUUCAAAAAAUGUGUUGUCCUAUUUUUACAAAUGUAGAAAUGACGAGCGCCUGUUGGCGAGCGCCAUCUGCUGGUUGUUAGACGGAGUUGACGAGCGUAAAGACGUGGCAGAUCAGACGGAUCUGGACGAGAGUGAAGACGUGGCAGAUCAGACGGAUCUGGACGAGCGUAAAGACGUGGCAGAUCAGACGGAUCUGGACGAGCGUAAAGACGUGGCAGAUCAGACGGAUCUGGGCGAGAGUGAAGACGUAGCAGAUCAGACGGAUCUGGGCGAGAGUGAAGACGUGGCAGAUCAGACGGAUCUGGACGAGAGUAAAGACGUGUCAGAUCAGACGGAUCUGGACGAAAGACGAGACGCGACGUAUUCGACGAAAUCUACUGAAUGUUCAAUUCUUUUAUGUUAAUGUAUAUAUAUCCUAAAUGUCCUAAAUGUAAUUAAAUGUGCGUUCUAAAAUAGUAGUGAUUUCUGAGUCCUAC
Molecule: messenger RNA, 520 nt
Organism: Argiope bruennichi
Lineage: Eukaryota; Metazoa; Arthropoda; Arachnida; Araneae; Araneidae
Exons: 2
Coding region: 1-447 (148 amino acids)
Source: RefSeq, a predicted model, not a curated record